CUGUAAAUUUAUUCGUCUCUUUUACAAAUCAAAUCAAAAGCCUCGGUUUGCUCUGUUGUAUACUUUUGCAGACCGAAGAAUUUCUUCAUUUUUAUUGCUAGUUCAUCGGAUUUGUUUGGUCAAACUCCAUCGAUUAUUCUUUUCGUUCUCGAUCUGCCUAAUUCCAAGUAUUUCAGUUAUUUUGAUUCGACCAAUCGGCGUUUUCUCGAACCUAGAUUUCUGGGUUUUGUUUAGUUUGGAAGAUUAGAGUAUUCAAACUCACAAUCAGAAGCUUUCUUGUUAAUUUCUUGAUUCUUAAUCAUCGACAUCACUUUUUGAAGAUAUUUUGGGGUUUCUGGGUAUUAUGGUUGCUGUAUGAGAUGAGCAUAGUGAUACAGAUACCUAUUCAGAUUUCAGAUUCAUUAAAAAAUGGGUUUUCAAGUUGUCGUCUUCUUCAUAGCGAUGAUCGUUCUAGCUUUCCCUGCAGUUUCAAGAAGCAACGGAGGAAAUCCCCAAAAUGUUGCACUCGAUAAUCUCAUCAAUUUGGAGGAAAUCAUGGAUAAAGAUACGGCGGAACUUGUUUGGGCGAAUUGUGAAACAGAAUUGAUGCAUUUAAUCGAAGUUUUUCAAGAUCUUCAUCAAUCUAGUAGUGGCGAUCAUAAAACCCUAGAACAUGAAACGAUUUUGAAAUCGUUAGCUCUUCAGGAUCUUCAAGUCAAGAAGGCAAUUAUAGAUUGCUUGAAUUCGAAAACCCUUACUUUCCCUGAAUCGGGAGAAGAUAAUCAUUCACAGAAAUGGUAUUUUGAUUACUUAGAAUAUUUUCGAUUCGGGUCUACAAGUUCUCGAAGAACGCGCAGGUUAGCAGAGGCAAAUUCCCCUUCUCCUUCUCCGGCUCCGUCUCCGACUCCGUCAGCUGCACCAGCUGAAGCUCCGACAAUCCGGAGACCUCCAACUCCUCCAUUUUUUCCGGCGGAGCCUCUUGACCCUAGUUCCGGUACAACUGGGCAAGCGCCGCCGGUGAAUUCUUUUGGAAACACAGAGUCGAAUAAUGGGAAGAAUGACGAUACACAUAAAAAGAUUAUUAUUGCGGUGGUUGUUACUGCUACGACGACGUUUUUUCUCGCCGGAUUAAUGUUUUGUUGUUAUACAAGAGGUUGGGGUAAACGCCGACAAAACGAUGAAAGGCCUCUUCUGAGUUUGAGUAUGAGUGAUUAUUCUAUUAAUGGUGUUAAUCUUUCAGAUGGGUCGUAUAAACCCUCGUACAAUUUGAAUUCAUCUGUUCAUAAUAUUGGAAAUUCCGGCGAUGAAUUAGUGUAUGGAAAUUCAAAUGUGAAAAUGGAUUCUAGUAUUCCGGUGGGUAUUCCGUUACGACCUCCGCCUGGUAGGGUGGAGUCAUCGUUACAGCCACCGCCUGGAAGGGUUGAGUCUUCUAAACGGUUGUCUGCGAAUGCAGCUCCGGCACCUCCACCUCCAAUGCCUUCUGCUGCUACACCUCCACCGCCUCCUCCUCCAUCUAAAGGAGCAGGACCACCGCCGCCUCCACUUAAAGGACCAGGACCACCGCCGCCGCCACCUAAGCCUCCUGCUCCACGUCCUCCUCCUCCUCCGAGUGGUGGUCCACCUCCACCACGACCGCCGGUUUCAAGCUUAAAACCUCCUCGACCAACCGCCGGAACUAGUAAUUCCGGUGGUGAUGAAACUGAUGCAUCUAAAGCGAAGCUUAAACCGUUCUUUUGGGAUAAAGUUAUGGCGAACCCUGAUCAAUCCAUGGUUUGGCAUCAAAUUAAAUCAGGAUCAUUUCAAUUCAGCGAAGAAAUGAUCGAAACUUUAUUCGGGUAUAACGCCACCGACAAAAACAAAGAUCACACAAGGAAGAAUUCCGCAUCCCAAGAUCCCACUUUCCAAUAUAUUCAAAUCAUCGAUCCAAAAAAAGCUCAGAAUCUGUCUAUUCUCCUAAAAGCAUUGAACGUGACAACCGAAGAAAUCUGUGACGCAUUAAAAGAAGGAAACGAACUUCCGGCGGAGCUUGUUCAAACUUUGAUAAAAAUGGCGCCAACUUCCGAUGAAGAACUGAAGCUCCGUAUGUACAAUGGCGAUCUCUCUCAUCUUGGAACCGCAGAACGUUUUUUAAAACCUUUAAUUGAAAUCCCAUUUGCUUUCAAAAGACUAGAAUCGCUGCUCUUUAUGUGUAAUUUCCAGGAAGAAGAAGCCAUGAUUAAAGAAUCCUUCGUAACUCUAGAGGCUGCUUGCGUAUCACUUAGAAAAAGCCGAUUGUUCCUGAAACUUCUGGAAGCGGUUUUGAAAACCGGGAAUCGGAUGAACGAUGGAACUUUUCGUGGAAGUGCACAAGCAUUCAAACUGGAUACACUGUUGAAAUUAUCAGAUGUUAAAGGAAUCGAUGGGAAAACAACGCUUUUACAUUUUGUUGUUCAGGAGAUUAUCCGAUCCGAAGGUAUAAAAGCUGCCCGAACUACCCGUGAAUCUAGGAGUUUCAAAACCGAUGAUCUUCUCAAAGAAACUUCAUCUUCUUCACAAGAAACAGAAGAGCGUUAUCGUGUUCUUGGCCUUCAAGUGGUGUCUGGUUUGAGCAGUGAGCUUGAGAGUGUUAAAAAAGCCGCCAUUGUUGAUGCAGAUGGGUUGACCAGUUUGGUGUCGAGGCUUGGUCGAGCAUUGGUGAAAUCUCGUGAGUUUUUGAAUACGGAUUUGAAAAAGAUUGAAGAAGAAGACGAGUUUCAGAGAGUUUUGUUGAAUUUUGUGAAGAUCGCAGAGAAGGAGAUUAUGUGGAUGCUUGAAGAAGAAAAGAGGAUAAUGAAUCUGAUUAAGAACACAACCGACUACUUCCAUGGACACUCCGGGAAGGAUGAGGGAUUGAGAUUAUUUGUAAUCGUUCGUGAUUUUUUGAUAAUUUUAGAUAAGGUAUGCAAAGAGGUUAAGAAGGAACCUGUAAAAGUAAAACCACCGACAACAGAGAAGAACGAUGAGUUGCAGGUUGGGACUCCAAGAAAAGGUGAUGACGUGUCUGCCGGAGGUACCUCUGAACCUUCUCGUCAAAAUCCUUUUUCUGAUCACCGGCAAAUGCUAUUUCCGGCGAUUGCUCAGCGACGGGUGGAUAGUUCUAGUUCAGAUGAAGAUUAGGGUUUUAGGGUUUUGUUUAACGACAAUGAUUGAUUCUUUUUUUUUUUUUUCUUUUUCUUUUUUCUCACUUUGAUUGGACUGGACCGCUAAUGUUGUAUAUGAACCGGAAUUCUAUCUCAACUAUUGUAAUAGUAAUAGUAAUACUAUGUGCAUUGAUCAAA
Molecule: messenger RNA, 3275 nt
Organism: Lactuca sativa (garden lettuce)
Lineage: Eukaryota; Viridiplantae; Streptophyta; Magnoliopsida; Asterales; Asteraceae
Product: formin-like protein 5
Biological process (GO): actin cytoskeleton organization; actin nucleation
Molecular function (GO): actin filament binding
Source: RefSeq, a predicted model, not a curated record